UUCGGUGUCUAUUCAUUGUGGGACAUUACACGUGUGCUGAGGUGAGAGUAUAUGGCUUUAUCUGCGGCGUAAAUACUCACGCAACUACGCAAUUUCCUUGUGUGGGAGAGAGAGAGAGAGAUACUCGAACACCCAGUUUGUCCACAGCUCACAUCACGCACGUAGAUGUCUUAUAUUCCGUGCAGGAAAAGUUAGAUCAGGUCGUUUGAAAGUUUUCGCGUAGGCUCUAUCUACCGAGACCGCACGCGGUCACAGGUGAAAUAAUAAACACCGGCGCCGUACACCUUUCCGUCCAGCCACCGUGUAAAGGUCACCAGCGAUCAUCUCCUAUGUUUGAAACAAUCGUGAUGAACAUGACGAGUUUGAAGGCGUUCACCGAGCCGUUUGGGAGAGUGGCUUCUGAACCGGUGGAGGACACGGACCCCAGCAGCUUCAUUACAGACAUGUCUUUGAGGUCAAAUUAUCCUGUUCAGGUCACUGAUCCACAAGGUAUCAGAGAUCCUGUAACCCUACAGCUCAGCUCUGUUCCCCCUGGAUAUCUGUUGUCAGCGGUGGACAGGAUACGACAGCCUGUGGAAAGUGAUGGUAGUGCAUUUAUUCCAUCAUCUUCAGUUUCAUCAGACUUCAGUAAAGAACAAAAGCCCUGUAAGGAGUGUAUAUGUUCGGCCCCUCCACCCAAAAUCAGUGACCUCAUGAACGACGAAGACCUUCUGUACAGUCUAAGGUUAAAGCUGGAUCCGACUCACUGCACUGUCAAAAACUGGAAGAACUUUGCAAGCCGCUGGGGAAUGAGCUACGACGAGCUAACGCUUCUAGAGCAGCGCACACAUGGUCCCACCUACCACAGUCCUACUCAAGAGUUCCUCCUGCGCUACAACCAGAAACUUGUCACGGAGCUCACCGAACUCUGCCAGCUGUACCAGCGCAUCGAUGUGCUUCGAUUGCUCCAGAGGUGGAUGGAGAACGACUGGCCCUCGCGCUGGCAGCAGGCCCAUUAGCUGGGACUUCACGAUAACUGGACCUCAAAGGAGAAACAUGUUCGUGGAAACUGAAAUUCUUGACUGCAGGAAUGGACAGCAGGGUCAGAACACACAUUACUGAACAGUGGUGGUACAAAGUCAAGGUAGUACACUGGAUGUAUUUAAUUUUUUUGUUAACCUUUGGCUGAUUUUAUCAGUCCAAAUGCCACUGACUGGUUAGCUGUAUUAGUUAUGUGAUAAAAGGGCGAAUAACAAAUAUAUGCAGCAGCACAUACAGCAUACAGCAUUUAAUUUAUUUUUAAUACAAACAGUCAUCUGCUGGCGGUGUGCCAUUGUUGGUGGUCUUAUGAAGUUUUCUUAAAUUAGUAACAUAUAAUGUCACUGGGCUAAAUAUCUAAAUGACAGCUUUUGCAGACUUUAUACACUGAAAUUCAUUCUGCUCGUGUUCUGUAAAAGAGACUCGCUGUGUGGGGACUGUUUGUGAAGUGGCCAGUUAAAGAUUCAAAUUUAGAAUUUGUAAAACAUUGUGAUCAAAAUUCCCAUUGCACUGCUCACUGAGCACUUGAAUUUAAAGCAACACUAUGUAACUUAUUCUGUGUUCAAAACAUCAGUAGAACAUAAAUUCAUCUACCAAACCACUUUUUUAUCUUAUCCUAAAUCACUACGGUACAUUUAUACUGCUGCGGAGAAACAUACCUGCGUGAAUCGCCAUUUUCACAACAUGGAGAAGUAGCUCUAGCCUGACUAUGUCAGACUUUGUACUUCCGCUCUAUUUCCGUUUGCUUCUGUACUCAGUCCGAGGUAGCAAACUAUCCCCCAGAUUUACUCCGGCUCCAAAACAGCUGGCCAAUCAAUGAACAGAGGGCUGGCUGGGAGCUGUGACGUAGAUGCUAAGCGCCAAGUUUAAGAUUGUAGUUUAGGUUAGGGAAAUCGAAAAUGACCGCUGAUAUUUUGCCAACUGAAGCCCGAACAAGAAGAGUGUUUGUUUCACAUUUUGAAUGGAGGUGAUGUUGUGGCCAUACUCCCGACAGUCCCGACAGGUUUUGGGAAAAAAAAGUUUAAUUUAUCAACUGUUACCGAUCGUCAGCGAGAAACUGGCGAGGCCAAAGUCCAGCAAGGUGAUAAUUAUGAUUGUGAACUGCCAUGUUUCCUCCGGUAUUUCGAUGGUUUUGUUUUCUCAGCAUUCCUGUGUUUACAGUGAAGUUCAAGGCAGCUGAUAACACACGUCAUAACCAAACGUUAUGCUAUACACCAUUGGUACACCAAUGAUUUUAAACUUCAGACAAGCGCCCUUCCAAUAAUGCCCUUCCAGACUCUGUCUACGAAGCAAAGCGAAGUAGCAGAGUUUGGUAUUACCAGGCUAAAGUAGCUCCGGUUAGAAUUUUCUCCCGCGGGAUGCGUGCAGUUCUUUUUUAUUAACUGCUAGGGUGCCAACAUUUACAUAGUGUUGCUUUAAUAUCAUGUUGGCAUGAAUGGCACUUGAUUUUAUUAUUGUUAUUAUUAUUUUUGUAUAUUUGAAUUUUUUGAGAUUAAGAAAUAUUUAGCUUGCCUCCUGAAAAAGGAAUGGUAAAAUAGCAGUAUAACUGCAGAGAACAAUGGAUCUGAAAGCUGACUAGUCUAGUUUUAAAUUUAAUUAUUGAAAAUAUGAGUUUCAAAAAUGCAGAUUGCAAAUGUUUCAAAAUGUAUGGUCAAAUGUAAAUUACAAUGCAGUAAGUAGGGUAGAAUGUGGCUACAUUACCUCCUCUAAACAAGACUCUUUUAAAAAGUGUUUGGGGUUGUGCCAUGUUCUCUACCUAGCUUUUUAUUUCAUGUGUCUAAAAAUUACAGCCUGUUUGUGUGCAUCAGGGGUUCCCUGUUUAAAAAUAAAAUGUUUUUAUGUACAGUA
Carassius gibelio (silver crucian carp) is the source of this 2865-nucleotide messenger RNA. Its product is annotated as ectodysplasin-A receptor-associated adapter protein-like. Gene Ontology annotation, biological process: signal transduction. The coding region runs from base 330 to 998 and encodes 222 amino acids. The record is from RefSeq and is a predicted model, not a curated record. Lineage: Eukaryota; Metazoa; Chordata; Actinopteri; Cypriniformes; Cyprinidae. The transcript has 6 exons. Gene Ontology annotation, molecular function: protein binding.